CAGCUCCGCUCGCUCAGGGGGAGUUUGACGGAGACGCCCGAAGGAACUUUCGACAAGGCGGCAUGUUGCGCACGCAUCUGACAGUACCCCUUGCGCGCUCGGUAGGGUUCGGUAACGGUCGGAGUACGUUUGGCCGGUUCGUUUGGAGCGCGAGCACAGUAGACCGCCGACCGACAACCCCUUCGCGUGCGACGAUGUUGCGUUGCGGCUGAUCAAACCCCCUUUUUUUUCUUCGCGGUUUUUUUAUCCUCUAUCUCGUCUGGAAGGUUAACAGUGCACGAAUCUCGAGAUAUUUCACCGAAAACGUUUCGCACUUGCCGACACGUUAUUGACGUUUUGCAGUAAGCAGUGUGUGUCACGUCGGGCCGUGUUAAGUCACAUUUCGUUUUUCCUUUACCCUCUUUCUCUCCCUCUAUCCCUUUCCCUCCGUUGAAAAAAUAUGGCUGAAGUCAAUGGAAAGUUGCGGAACAAACACGAGGACAUUGAUGCUGCGUCGCUCGGCACUGACAUACUGAAUCCCUUCGUGCAUCGUCUCGAGCUCGACACAACCUAUGACAAGCUCAAGACCGCAUUCCUGACGGUAGCUCUUCUACCAUUCAGGUUGGCUGCAAUCACGGCUCUGGUGAUCAUGGCCUGGCUUUUAGCUUGUCUAGGUCUCCUCGGUUUGUCCGAGGAAGAUCUUCGACGGGCUCCUUUGACUGGAUGGAGACGAGACAUGCGAAUUGUGAUCUGCUGGAUGAUGCGAGCGUUGUUCAUCUGCGGGGGAUUUCACCAUCUGAAGGUCAAAGGUCGUAAAGCGGAAACAAAGGAUGCUCCCGUGUUAGCCCUAGCCCCGCAUUCGAGCUUCUUCGACGCACUUCCGGUUGUUUACCUCGGCGGACCGAGCAUCGUCGCUAAGGCGGAGAUCGGGCGCAUUCCUUUUUUCGGAAAAUUAAUCAACUAUACACAACCGGUCUAUGUUUGGAGAGAAGAUCCGAAUUCACGGCAAAAUACGAUCAAGGAAAUUAUCGAGAGGGCUACGUCGAAAGAGGAUUGGCCACAGGUUAUGAUUUUCCCCGAAGGUACUUGCACAAAUCGAUCGUGCCUCAUUACUUUUAAGUCAGGUGCAUUUUACCCCGGUGUUCCCGUUCAACCUGUCUGCAUUAGGUAUCCUAAUAAGUUGGACACGGUGACGUGGACAUGGGAAGGUCCUGGAGCAUUGAAGUUACUAUGGUUAACGUUGACUCAACUGAACAGCAGCUGCGAAAUAGAGUUCCUCCCUGUGUACAAACCAAGCGAAGCUGAAAAAACAGAUCCCAAGCUAUAUGCAAAUAAUGUACGACGUCUUAUGGCAGAGGCAUUACAGAUUCCCGUAUCGGAUUACACGUACGACGACUGUCGAAUUAUUAGCAAAGCUCAUCAGCUGCACAUACCUCAUGCGUCCACCAUAGCGGAAGCUCAUAAACUUCGUAAUAAACUUGGUUUAGUGACGGCGAAGACGGAAGAAGAAUUAGUUCAAAAGAAAACGGAGAGAUUUAGCGAAGAAAUGAACUUACACGAGUUCGCGCAAAUCCUCAGAAUAGACGAAAAGGAGCCUGCGACACAACAGCUUUUCCGAAUACACGAUAGACAAGCCAAGGGUACAAUAGAUUUCGAAGAGUAUUUAUUCAUAGUAUUAGCCACAUCAAACGCAAAUUCUGAAUUAGAAAAAGUGGAAACUGCGUUUGAGGUUUGUGGUACAAAGUCACUGUCCUGUCUCAAUAAAAUGGAACUGAGGAAGGCUCUGAAACUUGCAUUAAGUAUGCCAGAGGAAGAAUCCGACAAAAUCUUUCAGAAUGCCAAAAUCGAUUUUGCUGAUACAUCAGUAAAUUUCGAAUUCGUGCUUGCUGCGCUAGCAGCACGAGCGGAAUUGGCGUAUAUAUUCGUUGGAAAUUCCGAAACGAGGAAAAAAAAUAUUUGAGAAUAUUUAAUCGACUCG
Messenger RNA from Megachile rotundata (alfalfa leafcutting bee), 1957 nucleotides. It is a transcript of the gene LPCAT, whose product is annotated as lysophosphatidylcholine acyltransferase. The record is from RefSeq and is a predicted model, not a curated record. Gene Ontology annotation, cellular component: endoplasmic reticulum. Gene Ontology annotation, molecular function: lysophosphatidic acid acyltransferase activity; calcium ion binding. Lineage: Eukaryota; Metazoa; Arthropoda; Insecta; Hymenoptera; Megachilidae.